ACCAGACACCCAAGUCUGGAAGAGAUUUAAGUAGUAGAGAAGCAGGAGAGCGGAAGACUGAGCUCACUGAGAAAGAAACACUGAGCAACAUGAGAGUUAUUGACUCCAAAAGGAGUCUCCUUUGGCUCUUUUUCCUUUCUUGCUUGCUAUUAUCAUGUCGGACAGCUCAAGCUCAAGACUGCAGCCCCAUCGCUCCUUGUGCCACUGGCUGUUGCAAUAAAGGCGGUUAUUGUGGCGUUGGAGAUGACUACUGCGGAGUCGAUUGUGUUGCCAACUGCGAUUACGAACCGGAGUGCUCUGUUUCGAAACCCUGCGCCAAAGGGUGCUGUAACAAAUUUGGAUUUUGCGGCUUAGGACCCGACUUCUGUGCAAAUGAAAUUUGUGUCGCAAACUGUGAAAGGAAGUCUGAAUGUGACCCUGGAGACUAUGGUGAUUAUGCAGAGGCCAAGAAAUGUCCGUUGAAUGUCUGCUGCUCCAAAUUCGGGUUCUGUGGGGUCACUAAAGAAUUUUGUGGUAACAAGAAUGUCGAUCGUCCUUCUUGCUCAAAGACCCAGGAAUUGAGCCGAGUUGUUGGCUACUAUGAAGGAUGGAGCGUUCAACGUCCCUGCCAUAUCUUCUAUCCUGACCAGAUCCCGCUCGGAGUCUAUACACAUCUCAACUAUGCCUUUGCUUCAGUUGACCCUGAAACCUUCGAGGUUCUAGCUCCUAGCGAGUAUGAGAAGACCCUUAUGAAGAGAUUGACCAACCUCAAAAGCUCUGACCCCGAUCUCAAGGUUUUCAUUGCCAUUGGAGGGUGGACCUUCAAUGAUCCCGGAGCAACUCGAACAGUCUUCUCCGACAUUGCACGCUCGGUGACUAAUCAGAGGAAAUUCUUCAACUCAUUGAAGACAUUCCUGACGGAAUAUGACUUUGAUGGCAUUGAUCUAGAUUGGGAGUAUCCAGUCGCGGAUGACCGUGGCGGACGCCAAGAGGACUUUGAAAAUUUCCCCAAGUUCCUCAACAAUCUCAAGAAUGCGCUCAGUGAUACUGGCCGAAAUGGAAUCAGUAUGACUCUGCCUGCAUCAUACUGGUAUCUCCAACACUUUGACCUUGAAAAUCUGGCCAAACACGUGGACUUUUUGAACAUCAUGUCCUACGACCUCCACGGGAAAUGGGAUUUGGGGAAUGAGUGGCUUGAUCCCGUUCUGAACUCCCAUACUAAUUUGACGGAGAUCACCAAUGCUCUUGAUCUCAUCUGGCGCAACAACGUCCCGUCUGACAAAGUCGUUCUCGGACUGGCCUUCUACGGCCGCGUGUUCUCGGCUACAGACCCUGCUUGCAUGAAUCCUGGAUGUCCCUUUGUAUCUGGCGGAAACCCCGGGGUGUGUAGUGACGAAGUUGGCAUCAUGCUAAACUCGGAAAUCAUGGAUAUCAUGGACGAGCAACAGCUUUCCUCCGCGUUUGACAAGGAAGCCGCUGUCAACAUCCUCAAAUUCAACACGAAUCAAUGGCUGACGUAUGACAAUGGAGAUACCUUUAAGCUGAAGACUGAUUUCGCGCGCUCCGAAUGUCUCGGUGGUGUUAUGGUCUGGGCAGUCUCCCAUGAUCUUCCAUUUGGAAAUUUCUCACGUGUGCUAGGGGAAAUCAUCGGGCGAAAAGUCACAUCGCUGCAAUUUGACAAGCAAAGUGAUUCGCUUGAAGUCACAAAGACCCAUCUCCAAUGCAAAUGGACCAACUGCUUUGAGGAUUGCCCGAAGGGAUGGUCGCGUAUCGAUCGGACGGACCCUGGGGCUCGGACUGAUGAGAAAAUGUGGGAUUCAACAGGCUGCGGUGGGAGUGGCUCUCAUACGUUCUGCUGUCCUCCAGACUCUGAGCUGCCCACGUGUGGCUGGUAUACCCAUAACAAUGGAAACUGUGACUCGCAAUGCCCAUCAGGGUAUGUGGAAGUUGGGUCAAAUUUCCAAUAUUGCAGUAACAACAAGAAUGAUUAUCAGGCGGCCUGUUGUACCACGGACACGGACAGCAUGAAGCUGUACUCGCAAUGUAGCUGGGCAGGCAAGGCACCAGAUUGUGACAAGGGCGAGUGUAAGAGCGGCCAGACCAAUUUGUUGAAUUCAACCACGGGCAGCGGUGGCAAUUACUGCUACGCGAAAAAGGUCAAAUAUACCUUGACUGGCAAUGAGGGCACUGAAUGGCAGGAGCGGAAAUACUGCUGUGACGACGACGACAACAAUAAAUGGGACGAUUGCGAAUGGAGGACUGAUGUCGGUUUCGCAGCUGCCGACGGUGUGGUGGAGGGUUACUGCCACAGCGGUUGUCCCAAUGACCGAGUACGUGUCGCGAUGGACCAACACGGAGGUGGCUGUAAAGGCGAUGGUGGAAGAUCCAAGUGCUGCCUGCCCAAAUUCAUCACGAAAAGCAAGCGAUCCUACACCGACGCAGAAAGUGCAUUGGAAAAGAACGUGAAGGCAUUCAUGGCGGACCCAGACUGCGGUCUCGAUGCUUAUCAAUUCAAACGCGACUUGGAAAGCAUUAAGUUCGUGGGCCUCUCUUCCGAACUUUUUAAUCACUCGUCGUCGCUUCAGCGCCGCUUUGACACCAAACCGUAUGAUGCGAUGCAUCAACUGAUACUGGAUAUCGCUUUCACCUACGUCGCAACCGCGGCGGCCCGGGAGAUUUGGAACGACUACGUGGUCCCCGCGUUCCCCAAUUUCAAAAUUGAAACUCUCCGCAAGCGGCUGAAUAAAGAUCUUGAAUGGAGACGGCAGGGUUCGGAAAUCUAUGCUGAUAUGAUGAUUUGCAACAUGGCGAUAUUCAACGCCAAGCUGGAGGGCAAAGGUUCCAUCAGCUGCGCCUGCGAACGGACAAGUUGCUGUACCUCUGACGAUCCUGGCCUCUGUGCUGGAGAGGAUCUUGAUGGGCCCGAGGUAGAAGAUCUUACGACAAGAAGCUUGGUUAAGAGAGCAGGCCCGCGACCCUUCUCCUUAACACUGAGUAAUGCUGUGACUGUUGAGUGGCGCUCUUUGCGUUAUCCAAGCAGAGGUGAUUGGAACAUAAACCAUCCUAUCUGGACCGAGGCAUUUGGAUAUGAAGACGAUGACGAUUGCCUGGAUGUAGAUAUUGGGACUGUAAUGGUCACCGUCCCAAGCGACAGGAAUGAGUAUGAUGUGGAACAUGUUGUCGAGUUGAAUACUAUUCGAGAUUUCUUUGGAGACGCUCUCGAGGGAGUUUUACCCUCUAGGUCUGACCCAAGAAACCUCCCACUCGAUAAUGAUUACUUUCAGGCGCUUAGUACCCCAAUGCUACUCAAUGCGCCUCCAAUGGCAGGUGGCCGGGCAUCAUCAACUCCGUUUGUGAGAAUUAUGAAUGCUCUUGGAAGCAAUCGAAAUAACCAGGACUUCCUUGUUCUUAUUGCAGCCUUGAAUGGGGUGAAAUCUCGGAUGUGGCGUAAUGUCGCGUUCUACAAUGACAAUGACAUGAGGAAUUGGAUAGCGCUUGAUGACUAUCUACCGGCUUUGCAAAAUAUCCGAUCAGUCAUCUCCGUCAUCCAUUAUCUCAAUCACCCCAAAGUGCAUCCUCACUUGAUCAACACUAUAAACGAAGUGCGCACAGAGAUUGGUUUAGCCGAUCAAGAAUGGAUCUCACAGGGUCAUUAUAACCCUCGAGGCCAGGAUUGGUGGGAUCAAUGGAUCCGAGAUCAUCUCUUGAAUAUUGGGAGGCGGAGCAGAGACUGGGUCAGUAACUGGGUGACUAGGAUGAGGAAUAUAUGGGCUGUGAGAACAGGACAGGAUGCCGUAUAUGUUAUGGAGGUCUUGGCUAGGUAUAAGAGUCUUGCAUCAGAUAUGGACAUUGAUUUGCAAGGUGUGCGUAGGUGAUGUCAAUGUGGUGGUUGAGACUGGUGGUAUGCAAUUUGCCGGAACAAACUCUGUACCUGGCUAUUAAUUCUAUUACACUUAGAUCAGACUUAUAUAAAUAUUCAGAUAUGUAUCGGUUAAUACUGGGCCAGAAUAAAAUAGAAGAUAUGACGAGAU
Molecule: messenger RNA, 4010 nt
Organism: Penicillium brasilianum
Lineage: Eukaryota; Fungi; Ascomycota; Eurotiomycetes; Eurotiales; Aspergillaceae
Source: the annotation of a GenBank genome assembly